AGCUGCAGGCGUGGCUCCAGGUGAUCACUGUACUACUGGGACACAUCACAGCAAGACACCAAGAUUAAAGGACGCUGCUGGCGGCGUCCGUUUUAAUCUACAAACAAGAACACGAUGGUGGAAGACACGAGAGAGCCGAAAAAUGCCACAUCCCUCCAGGCUGGACCUGGUGAUGUAGACCACAACAUUGUCUAUGCCACUAACAUAAGAGUCACCCAGCUUAUUGGACGACAGCUGGCUCAGAUAGGGGACGACUUGGACAACAAAUGGCGUGAACAACUGCCCGUCCAAUUGCAGCCCUUGAAUUUGGGGAUUUAUCUUUACGCCCUAACCAGGACUGCGUUUUCUGGCAGGAUCCUUGGCAACCUCUGGGGGUCUAAAAUUAUGCCAAUGUUAAGGACAUCCUGGUUGAUUCCACAGCUUCAAAAUGGCUGUCAGGAGGCUAAGAAGUGGGCGGCCUGGGUGCCCAACCUUUCUGACUGGUCCCGCAGGAACACAUACAUACUGGCGUCUGCUUUACUACUGGUCACCGUGUCUAUCUUACUUGUAACCUAGUAUGGAUAUGAAGAUUGAAGGUGACUGUGAGAGGGUCAAGAGCUGGUCUUUGGCUCAAAUAUAACCUUUUUUAAAAAUAAAACUUCUUAUUUUGCAUUCUCUUUUAUAACUGAUUCAAAUUAAGUGCUGGUUCACAUAUAUACGUACAUAUAUGUGCAGGUUUUUACAAGUUAAACAUGUUUUGUGUGUGUGUGUGUAUUGGGUCUAUUGCUGGCUAAUUGGGCCAAUGAAUUGUUACCUCUUCCUCUAAAAACAUUUCUGCAUUAUUAAAGGAAGCUGGACUUUCCAAGCGCAAUAAAACUUUUAAAAAAGAAAA
This is a messenger RNA of Pimephales promelas (fathead minnow), 871 nucleotides long. RefSeq names its product BCL2 interacting killer (gene bik). Gene Ontology annotation, biological process: apoptotic process. NCBI's taxonomy places the organism in Eukaryota, Metazoa, Chordata, Actinopteri, Cypriniformes, Leuciscidae. The record is from RefSeq and is a predicted model, not a curated record.